Messenger RNA from Maniola jurtina (meadow brown), 963 nucleotides. RefSeq names its product 3-oxoacyl-[acyl-carrier-protein] reductase FabG-like. Bases 99 to 845 code for a protein of 248 amino acids. NCBI's taxonomy places the organism in Eukaryota, Metazoa, Arthropoda, Insecta, Lepidoptera, Nymphalidae. The record is from RefSeq and is a predicted model, not a curated record. Gene Ontology annotation, molecular function: oxidoreductase activity. The transcript has a single exon.
UAACCAAAACAUUUUAUUAGUCUCAAGCAGCUACCAGUAAGCUCGUUCGAUUGUAAUGAGAACAUAAAAAAAAAUACAAAAUAAUACAUAUCAUCAAAAUGAAUUUCAAAGGGAAAGUGGCUAUAGUGACAGGCGCCAGUUCCGGGAUCGGGGCUGCUGUGGCGAUUGCGUUGAGCGCAGAAGGCGCCUCGGUGGCCAUUGUUGGACGAAACCAGGCCAAGUUGGCCGCCACCGCCGCUCGCUGCACCAACGCGCUGGCCAUACAGGCCGACGUCACCAACGACGACGACGCCCAGAGGAUCAUACACCAGACGGUCGUAACAUUUGGAAAAAUAGACGUUUUAGUGAACAACGCGGGAGGUGCGAAGCUUGCAACUGUUUUCGAUGAAAACAUUAUGGCAGCGUACGAUUUCACCAUGAACGUAAACCUUCGUGCUGUGUUCCGUAUUACAAGCUUGGCUGUUCCUUAUUUGAUGAAAACAAAAGGCAACAUUGUUAAUAUGUCCAGUGUUAGUGGGCAUGGCGUACAGUUUUCGCAAUCGUUCAUAUCGUAUUCCGUUUCCAAGGCAGGACUGAGUCAUUUCGGCACAUGCCUCGCGGCGGAGUUGGCGCCGCAUGGAGUGAGAGUGAACACGAUAACUCCUGGGCCUGUGGAUACUGAUAUACUAAAGAACAGCGGCCUUUCGUUAAAAUGGGAUGACCUCAAAUCGAAAACUGCUCUCGAUAAAGUAUCAGAACCGCAAGAAAUCGCAGAUUUGAUUCUGUUCGUCGCUAGCGACAAGGGAAAGUCCUUCACUGGUUCAAACAUAUUUUGCGACAACGGUUUGAUGAUAAAGCAUUCCUAAGACGGCUCUUAUUCCAUAGUUGUUCAUUUUUAUUUAUCAACUAAUUAAAUAAUGUCUGACCGCGUACAUUGAGCUUUUAAGAAUAGUGUGAUAACUCUAUGAUUUUUCAAGAUAUAAA